Molecule: messenger RNA, 1248 nt
Organism: Impatiens glandulifera
Lineage: Eukaryota; Viridiplantae; Streptophyta; Magnoliopsida; Ericales; Balsaminaceae
Product: putative cyclin-A3-1
Exons: 1
Coding region: 60-1052 (330 amino acids)
Biological process (GO): regulation of cyclin-dependent protein serine/threonine kinase activity; mitotic cell cycle phase transition
Cellular component (GO): nucleus; cyclin-dependent protein kinase holoenzyme complex; cytoplasm
Molecular function (GO): cyclin-dependent protein serine/threonine kinase regulator activity
Source: RefSeq, a predicted model, not a curated record
CUGUCAAAGUAAACUCAGUGAGUGUUACUCGCUUCGGGAAGAAGAGGACAGCCGACACAAUGGUCGGACAGGAUUCUCAUCUGCAGUCCCCCGCCAAGAAGAGAUCCCUUCUCGAUGGGAUUUCCAAUUUAAGUAUUCCUACGGCUACCGAUCUCGAUACGGAACCUGGGAAGGUAAAUUGCAAGGCUGUACGUGAAAUUGAAGCUGCAGCCUCCAAGUUUGAUGAUUCUGAGAUGUGCGAUGGUUAUGUAACUGAAAUCUACGAUUAUCUUCAUAACAUGGAGAAAGAAGCAAAGAGAAGGCCGCUGCAAGACUAUAUCGACAAGGUGCAGAAAGAUGUGACUGCAAACAUGAGAGGGGUUUUGGUGGAUUGGUUGGUGGAGGUUGCAGAAGAAUACAAGCUUCAAUCUGAUACACUUUAUCUUUCAAUCACUUACAUUGACAGAUUCUUGUCUCUUAAUCCUCUCAAUAAGCAGAGGCUGCAGUUGCUUGGCGUUUCUUCAAUGUCGAUUGCAUCAAAGUUUCAAGAGAUUAAUCCUCCAACACUUGAUGACUUCUGCUACAUCACAGAUAACACUUACAAAAAGGAAGAGCUGGUGAAGAUGGAAGCCGAUAUACUUAAGUCUCUUCAAUUCGAAGUGAGCAGCCCAACCAUUAAUACCUUCUUGAGAAGAUUCUCCAGGAUUUCUGAACAGGAACCCGAAUAUCCUGAUUUGCAGUUUGAGUUAUUGGGAUGCUACUUGGCAGAGUUGAGUUUGCUGGACUAUGGCUGUGUCAAGUUCUUGCCUUCCAUGAUUGCUUCUUCUAUUGUAUUUCUUUCCAGGUUUAUGUUCCACCCUGAUAAACAUCCAUGGAAUGCAAACCUUGAAAAGUUUUCAGGAUACAAACCUGCUGAUUUACAGGAAUGUGUUCUUCUUAUACAAGACUUGCAGUUGGGUAAAAGAGAGGGCUCCUUGGUAGCAGUCAGAGACAAAUACAACCAGCAUAAAUUCAAAUAUGUUGGCUUGAUGAAGGGCCCUCUUCAAAUACCCAAUUUAUACUUUGAAAGUUGAAGAAUGUUUGAUUCUCGUCUUACUUUGUACCUAUUUCUAGUUUAAUAGUUUAGUUUCUAAAUUAUUCCCAUUUAAAUGCAAUGAGAUUAGAUUUUUGUGUAAGUGAUGGCUCUUAAUUUUCUUAUUUAAGUUAAUGAUGAGAUCAUGUUUAAUUUUAGGCAUUUGAUUACGUUUAAACUAGGAUGAACAUGUUUAU